Messenger RNA from Penicillium digitatum Pd1, 702 nucleotides. NCBI's taxonomy places the organism in Eukaryota, Fungi, Ascomycota, Eurotiomycetes, Eurotiales, Aspergillaceae. The record is from RefSeq and is a predicted model, not a curated record.
AUGCGCGUUCGCUACCCUUUCGCUAGUAAGAUUCGAGAACUGACUAUUCUGGUUCUGGCUUCCCAACUAAUCGCCUCAGGUGCUUUCAUCUUCCUGCUCUUCUUAGCUGGUUACAUCGGUCUUCUUCCACACAGCACCUCUUCAACGAUACCAACACAGCUUCAACCCAAUGACAAGUUCCUUCAUCUCGUCACAUUUUUCCUACUCUCGGCAAUAUUCUACUGGGUCUUGGACACUACCCGUCGGCGCACGCUACACGUGACCCUCGUGGUUUGUACAUUAGGGCUGGGUGUAGGCUCUGAAGUUGUGCAGGGUUUCCUUCCAAAUGGUCGAGACUUUGAUAUAUUUGAUAUCGUCGCCAAUGUUGUCGGUAGUAUAGGCGCCAUCGGAAUUUGCAACUGGUACCACCGGCGCAUGAUGGAACGCCGCCGACAAAGUCGGUAUGGCAUUACGGACGAAGGCACUGAGGAUGUCGAGCUCGGCGGGGUUCUCGGGCACUCACGUCGCGAUUCAGAAGUCAUGGCCCCGCAGGAAUCCGGUGUCAUGAGUCUUGAGCAGGAAGUUGACAACUGGGACGAGAAUGCGGUUGACAAUUGGGAUACGGAAGACGCGCCGGGUCCUGAGCGAGAGGCUGCUCCUCCCAGUUAUCAUGAGACUGGCUCUGUCGGCUCGAUUCCUGCUGUGGCAAAGCGUAUUGAUUAA